Bombina bombina (fire-bellied toad) is the source of this 2748-nucleotide messenger RNA. It is a transcript of the gene EXOSC10, whose product is annotated as exosome component 10. Gene Ontology annotation, biological process: nuclear polyadenylation-dependent snRNA catabolic process; histone mRNA catabolic process; exonucleolytic trimming to generate mature 3'-end of 5.8S rRNA from tricistronic rRNA transcript (SSU-rRNA, 5.8S rRNA, LSU-rRNA). Gene Ontology annotation, molecular function: 3'-5'-RNA exonuclease activity; nucleotide binding; nucleic acid binding. Bases 2 to 2659 code for a protein of 885 amino acids. The transcript has 25 exons. The record is from RefSeq and is a predicted model, not a curated record. Gene Ontology annotation, cellular component: nuclear exosome (RNase complex); nucleolus. NCBI's taxonomy places the organism in Eukaryota, Metazoa, Chordata, Amphibia, Anura, Bombinatoridae.
GAUGGCUGCGCCCAGCGGAUACGUGUUGCAGAAGAUGGAGGUGUCGGAUAGUCCUAUGGUAACGGAGACAAAGCCAGUGCUCACCUCUGAGCCCAUCCCUGGCUUUGUUGAUACGGACACGUUUGUUAAGUAUGCCCUUGGGACAGUUGUGUCUGCCACUAAGGCCUCCACAGGCCUCCCACAGUCUGGGGAUGAAUAUGAUUUUUAUCUCAGUUUUCCUGGAUUUCGUGCAUUUUGUGAGUCGCAGGGUGAUCGUCUGCUUUCCUGUAUGAGCCAGAUUAUGCAGUACCACGGCUGUCGCAGUCACAUCCAAAAUCGCAACAAAGUCAUAGAACUGGAAGAUAAAUUUGAUUUGUUGGUUGAUGCCAAUGAUGCUAUUUUGGAAAAGGUGGGCUUUUUACUUGAUGAAGUUUCUGGGGUGCACAAGAAUCAGCAGCCGAUUCUUCCUGCUGGUCUGCAGGCGCCGAAAACCAUUGUAUCUAGCUGGAACAGGCGGAACAAUGAUUUCAGUAAAAAAGGCAAAGCAGAAACCUUCCGGCUACUUCACGCCAAGAACAUUCUGCGGCCUCAACUCAAGUUUAAAGAGAAGAUUGAUAAUUCCAACACCCCAUUUGUACCAAAACUUUUUAUUAAACCCAACGCCCAAAAACCACUUCCUGAAGUACUCAGCAAAAGACGUAAGCGGCAGCCAGAUGGCAUGGAUGUCCCUCCAGCUUUGGCAGACUUUAUCCAUCAGCAGCGAAUGAAACAGACGGAGGAUGACAUGUUCUCUCAUCCAUAUCAAUUUGAAUUGGAUCACUUUGUUCCAUCUGAGUCCUUGCUAGAGAGGCCAGAUAUUCAGCCACCCCAGCCCCUGCAAGAUGUCCCCUGUCACUUUGUGAGCUCCCUGAAUGAUCUAGUGGAACUGAACGAGAAGCUGCUGAAAUCUUAUGAAUUUGCUGUGGACCUGGAGCAUCACUCUUACAGAAGCUUUCUGGGACUCACAUGCUUGAUGCAGAUUUCCACUAGGACAGAUGAUUAUAUCAUUGACGUUUUGGAGCUGCGCAGUGACUUGUACAUUCUAAAUGAGAGUUUCACAGACCCAGCAAUUGUCAAGGUACUCCACGGAGCAGACUCUGAUAUUGAGUGGUUGCAGAAGGACUUUGGUCUAUACAUUGUGAACAUGUUUGACACACACCAAGCAGCGCGUCUCCUUAAUCUUGGGCGUCAUUCCCUUGACCAUCUCCUCAGACUGUAUUGCAGUGUUGAGUCUGAAAAGAAGUAUCAGCUUGCAGACUGGAGGAUCCGCCCAUUGCCUGAGGAAAUGGUUGAAUACGCACGUGGAGAUACUCACUACCUGCUUUACAUCUAUGACAAAAUGCGAACAGAACUUCUGAAGACUGCCAAUGGGCAGCCAAAUCUUCUACAAAUGGUCUGGCAGAAAAGCAAAGACAUAUGUCUAAAGAGAUUCACAAAACCGAUUUUCACUGAGGAUUCCUACUUGGAACUCUACCAGAAGCAAAAGAAACAUCUAAACUCACAGCAGUUUACUGCCUUCCGGCUUUUGUACGCCUGGCGUGAUAAGAUGGCGCGUCAGGAGGACGAGAGCACAGGGUAUGUGCUGCCCAACCACAUGUUGCUGAAGAUCGCAGAAGAGCUACCCAAGGAGCCACAGGGAAUAAUUGCCUGUUGUAAUCCCAUCCCCCCACUCGUGCGCCAGCAAAUUAAUGAAUUGUGCCUCCUUGUGCAACAAGGGCGAGAGACCCCACUGCAGAAGUCAGAAAUGACCAGCGCUAAGAAGAAAGGGCCCAUGCCAAACCCUGAGAAAAUGGAAAGUCUGCUUUUUGGUCCCCACGAUACAAUGUCACAGCCUUUGGGAGCGCAUCAGCUGUUUACUGAGACAGGGCUGCAGUUAGCUGAUGGAAGUUUAUUCAAUAAUGAAGAACCAGCCACUCCCGUACUGCCAAGUCCAGUAGAUAUCCUUGCCAGAGCCAGCAUCACAAUAUUCAAUGAUCCUGCAGAUGACAGAACAAGAAGUGACUCAGUGUCUCAGCAGAAGGCACGGCACAUACUGGAAUCCUUCGAGAACCCAUUCAGGAUGUUCCUGCCGUCUGAGGAUCAUCAUAUUCACAUCUCACAAGCAGCCAAAUUGGAUCCAUCAACAAAAAUGUUUGAGAUCAGUAACCAGUGGAAGCUGGUGAGCAUGGCACAACAAGAGAGAGAGGCAAAAGCCAAGGAGGACGCUCGGAAGAAGAAACAGGAAGAGCGAGCUGCCCGGGAAAAAGCUAAACAGGUCUUAAAAACUGCAGCGGAAGGUCUGAAAUCUGUGCGUGAACAAGUGAAGGAAGAGAGUGACAGAAAGAGAGACCGUGUGGCCAGUGAGCCAGGAGCAGAGACUACAAAACCAGAGAAGAAACGUCUUAAACAUCCAGAGGACGAAAAAGAACCAACUGUACAAGCUCCAUUCACUCCUGUUGAUUACAGCAAAUUAGAUUUCAAGGUGUUUGCAGGCAGCAGUAAUGUAAAGGGCCAGGCUGACUUUGACCCCAAUAUACAAGCCCAUCAGGGGAAGAAAAACGCUUCAUCCAGGAAACCUCGCCAGUUAAUGGGAAACAAAAGCAUGUCUUUCUUGGCUGGAAAAUCUGAGCGGGGCUUUAAGCACAGCUGGCCGAAGAGAUAAACACUUUAUUCCCAGGAUGGAAAUGAGAACAUGGGAUGUGCGGGACACUUGUAUUUUUAAUAUGUUCAUUAAACUUUUAAUUCACAAAA